This is a messenger RNA of Vicia faba (fava bean), 861 nucleotides long. The record is from the annotation of a GenBank genome assembly. Lineage: Eukaryota; Viridiplantae; Streptophyta; Magnoliopsida; Fabales; Fabaceae.
AUGGCUUCUACCACUUGCAACAAAUUCCUAACGCUUCUUAUUCCUCUCCUUUUCAUUAAUGUAGCAUGUGUUGCUGCUAACUUCAACCAAGAUUUUCAAAUUACAUGGGGAGAUGGUCGUGCCAAAAUACUCAACAACGCCAAUCUUCUUACUCUCUCCCUUGACAAGGCCUCAGGCUCUGGCUUUCAAUCCAAAAAUGAAUACUUAUUUGGCAAAAUCGAUAUGCAGCUUAAACUUGUUCCAGGAAACUCUGCCGGCACUGUCACCGCCUAUUAUCUAUCAUCAAAAGGGGGUGCAUGGGAUGAGAUAGACUUCGAAUUCUUGGGAAACUUGAGUGGUGAUCCUUACAUAGUUCACACCAAUGUGUUUAGCCAAGGAAAAGGUAAUAGAGAGCAACAAUUUCAUCUAUGGUUUGACCCAACUGCAGAUUUUCACACAUACUCGAUUCUAUGGAAUCCACAACGCAUUGUGUUUUCAGUGGACGGGACACCAAUAAGGGAGUUCAAGAAUUUGGAAAGAAUAGGAGUUCCAUUUCCAAAGAAUCAAGCAAUGAGGAUAUACUCAAGCCUUUGGAAUGCUGAUGAUUGGGCAACAAGAGGUGGACUUAUAAAGACAGAUUGGUCGAAAGCUCCAUUCACUGCUUCAUACAGAAAUUUCAAUGCAAAUAAUGCUUGUAUAUGGAGCAGUGGAAAAUCAUCAUGCAAAUCAUCUCCUACAUCAGCAUCAUGGCAAUCCCAAGAGCUUGACUCAACUGGUUUGCAGAGGAUGAGAUGGGUGCAGAAGAACUAUAUGAUUUACAAUUACUGCACAGAUAAAAAGAGAUUUCCCCAAGCCCUUCCACUUGAAUGCACUCACUCCUAG